This is a messenger RNA of Panicum virgatum (switchgrass), 901 nucleotides long. Its product is annotated as probable prefoldin subunit 5. The record is from RefSeq and is a predicted model, not a curated record. The transcript is spliced from 4 exons. Gene Ontology annotation, biological process: regulation of DNA-templated transcription; protein folding. Gene Ontology annotation, cellular component: prefoldin complex; cytoplasm. Lineage: Eukaryota; Viridiplantae; Streptophyta; Magnoliopsida; Poales; Poaceae. The coding region runs from base 104 to 547 and encodes 147 amino acids.
GCCCGCGGCUCCGUCGCCACUCCUCCCUCCGCCUUUACAGCCGCCGGCUCGCCCCCCCCCCCCUGGCGCCGCCGUGACAAGCCUAGCUAGCAAGGCGCGAGCCAUGGCGACCUCGGGACGGAUCGAACUGGACAAGCUGAGCGUGGAGCAGCUCAAGGAGCAGACGGAUCUGGAGGUCAACCUCCUCCACGACAGCCUCAACAAGAUCCGCACGGCCAUCACUCGCCUCGAGAGCGCCUCCGCGGCGCUGCAGGACCUAUCCCUCCGCCCCCACGGGAAGAAGAUGCUUGUGCCGCUCACGGCGUCCCUCUACGUGCCCGGCUCGCUUGACGACGCCGAGAAGGUCCUCGUCGACGUCGGCACUGGUUACUUCAUCGAGAAAACCAUGGCUCAAGGGAAAGAAUACUGUGAAAGAAAAAUUAAUUUGUUGAAGUCAAAUUUAGAUGAACUGGCUGAGGUGGCUACGAAAAAGAAAGCCAUAGCAGAUCAGAUGGGUCUGCUGCUACAUGCCAAGCUGAGGCAAGGAUCGCCUGGCCCAAGUUCAUGAAAGCUCUGGAUGCAUGUCUUGUCUCCACCUUGUUGGAUGAAUGGAUGGUUUAGUUUGUAGCAUUAGGGAAGCACAGGGAAACGAUAGUUGCCUUUGUCAUGUGUGCAAAGCUACGGGUCACGGAUAAUUUGCUGAACCAACCUGCCACAUCAAACAUCAUCGAGUUAUUUUGAAGUUGGUUCUGAACAAACGUUGAGUAAUUUUGAAGCUAGUGUUGAACUUGCCGUGUAGAUUGGUUUUUUGUUCUCUCACACAAUGAAGCCAACGCUUAUGGCCAUCACUGUUAUGUUUGUUGCACCUCAAUGGUUAAUUUGGUUUUUAUUGUUGCCCAUCGAACUCUCAUGGGUUUGUCUA